Messenger RNA from Ectocarpus sp. CCAP 1310/34, 1441 nucleotides. The record is from the annotation of a GenBank genome assembly. Lineage: Eukaryota; Phaeophyceae; Ectocarpales; Ectocarpaceae.
GUGUGUGUACCUCCGUCUGCCGCAGGGCUGCGGUGCUCUUUCUGGUAAGAUUGUUCGUCUCCGUCGUAGUCUCUACGGCUUGAAGCAAGCAUCCCGCACGUGGCAUAAACACUUGGUGAGGGGCAUGAAGUGUCUGGGUUUCGAACAGUGUGCUGCCGAUGCUUGCGUCAUGCGCUUGAUCGAAGAGGGGGUUGUCGCCAUGGUUGUUGUCGUCCAUGUCGAUGACAUUUUUUCCAUCGGGAAGAAGAGUCGGUGUGAGCAAUUUGGUAGGGACUUGAACGAGUACGUUCCCAUCACCAACCUUGGAGAACUUCGCUUGUACGCUGGUAUUCGCUUUUCGCGUGAUUUUGCUCAGGGCACCAUUACGCUUUCUCAACAGACGUACGCCACCAACAUGGUCGCGAAGUUUGGUGUCACCCGUAACAAAGAAACCCCCAUGGCCGUUGGCGUGAAGCUUGAGGAGUUUGAUGCGUGUGAACCCGACGUUGAAGAGCCGUUCCGUUCUUUGGUGGGGCACUUGAUGUGGCUUGCGAAUCAAACUCGCCCGGAUAUCCUCAACGCCGUCCGGGCUGUUGCGCGGUAUUCUUACGCGCCCAAGUCCGUGCACUGGAAGGCUGCGUUGCACAUUGUGAUGUACAUUAGAUGCACGAGUGCGUACGGUAUUACAUUUCAGCGGGGUACGGCAGGUGGUGUUAGCUUGGAGGUGUACGUGGAUUCGGACUACGCUAGCAAAGCGACGGACAGGCGAUCUGUGUCGGGAGGUGUUGUCAUGUGUGCGGGGUCCUGCGUGUCGUUCUUCUCUCGGACUCAGAAGAGCGUCACGCUGUCUUCUACGGAAGCUGAGUACGCUGCGAUGGCCGAUGGCAUGAAGGAGGCGAUUUUCUUGCGGUAUCUCUGGAGUUUUAUCUUUCCGGAUGGGGAUGUGGGGUGCACUGUGAUCAAGGAGGACAAUGUCGGGGCGCUUCAUUUGGCCAACAACCCUGCCACCACCCCCAACUCCAAGCACAUUGACGUCCGCCACCAUUUUAUUCGGGAGCGUGUUGACCGGGGGGAGUUCAAGGUCGUUUAUGUCCCGUCGCAUUUGCAGCACGCCGACUUUCUUACGAAACCACUGCCCAAGGAGGCGUUUUCAGUACACCGCAACUUUGUCAUGAACCUUUGAGACCUUCUUGGUUGGGCUGUUUGUGUCAUGUUUAUGUUUGGCGGCAUUUAUUUUGGCUGCUGUUCGAUUUUUCUUAAUGUUGUUUGUGUGUUUUGCUGGCACUGCUGUCGAAAAUCAUGGGGGGGGAUGAAUGUGAUUGUGAUGCCAUGAUCCUCGUCGCAGUACAAGCAGCUUCAUGAUAUUUGUUUGUUUUCUCGUUGUUAGUAUUCGAGAGUUUUAUUUCAGCAGGGGGGCUGUUAAGCUUUUGUGUUUUGGGAGAUGAUGCAGCAGGGGGGCUGU